Messenger RNA from Bolinopsis microptera, 960 nucleotides. RefSeq names its product protein dopey-1-like. Gene Ontology annotation, cellular component: endosome; trans-Golgi network. NCBI's taxonomy places the organism in Eukaryota, Metazoa, Ctenophora, Tentaculata, Lobata, Bolinopsidae. The record is from RefSeq and is a predicted model, not a curated record. The transcript is spliced from 5 exons. Bases 1 to 960 code for a protein of 319 amino acids. Gene Ontology annotation, biological process: Golgi to endosome transport.
AUGCCCAACUCUAAAGCCAGCGCGGCUCUUCUCUCCUCUAUCACUGACUAUCAGUAUUGUAGGAAGGCUUGGUCUAAGGAGUUGUUUGAAGCUCUGAUGGACCCAGAUUUCUUUGUUAUGGAGCCCACAGCCCUGUGUCAAUGGAAGGUGAUAACGGAGCACCUGAUAGCACAUGAUAACUUGCUGUUCCAGGAUCUCCUGGUCCGGGUUACAACAGCUACUGGAGGUCUGUUCAGCUCUAACGAAGUGUUUUACACACAGAAAGCGAGACUGUUGAGGAGGCUAUCCUUCACUAUGUUCUGUUGUGAGUAUAAUCAGUUCGCUAAGUACAUCUCCAAGAUACAGGAGUGCUUUGUAGAGGCACUGAAGCUCGGACAAGCACCUCAGGUCAUCAGGGAAGUAUUCCUCGGUUUCAGAGUCGUUAUUUUGAGGAUGUCCCCUGGAACUUACACUCCACUCUGGCCCAUCAUGCUCAAUGAAUUAUACGGGAAUCUGGUUGAGUUUAGGGAUACGCUCAAGAAGAAGAAGUCUCAAGAUAGUCUAGACUUCUCUCCCAAGAUCCUGGCUAUGUAUCUGUCAGUCAGUAAACUGUUGGACCAGGCUCUUAUCCUACCAGCGCACAUGAUCCCUGACUUCCAGGUUCACCAUUGGUCGUUUGUUUGCGACAGACCACUGGACCAACAGCCUGACCUCGUGGACCAGACCUUCGCUUCCUUGUCAAGGGAGAUCAGCGAGGAGUAUGAAAUGGUCAUGGAGUUAGAAGAAGAAAGGCUGAGGAGAACAAGGAAUGCGCCCUACAUAACAUACCCUAAUAUUGCUAGUUUCUGGGACCUUCAACCCUUCUAUUCCGGUUUAGCUAAGUAUGGUCUAUUUAAUACGAUAGACAAGGAGAUCACAGAAGAAACAACUGUCAAACUGCUAGAAGAUUCACUCGAUCUGGAAUACCUAGACCUAAACUAG